AUCGAAAAAAAUAAAAUAAAAAAUGAAAUAUUCCAAGCCGGGUGUGAUAUAGAAAAUUUCCCAUUUGACGUUAGUAAAAGGAAUGAGAAAACAGAGUGUUUCAAAUUUGGGCAAAAAGCUUCUACAUUUCGGAGGCGGCCACACCUUAUCACUGCUAGCAGCGCCGCCGCAACCCACAUCCGUUCUUUGCCGUUGAGCUCGGGGACAAUCGAAUGGGCAAUCCAAAGCAGAAGUGGACCUCCGAAGAGGAGGAAGCUCUGCGCGCCGGGAUCGCCAAGCACGGCGCCGGAAAGUGGAAAAAUAUUCAGCGAGACCCCGAAUUCAACCACCUCCUCUUCUCUCGCUCCAACAUUGACCUCAAGGUCUUCCUUCCGGUUCCAUCUGGAGAAGAAUUCUGUCAUUUUUUAAGUGAAGGACAAAACUUUGUUUGGGAUAAAUGGCGGAACUUGAGUGUAGCCAACGGCCAAGGGCCAAGAGAUAAAUCAAAGACACCAAAAACAAAGGCGAAUCCUGCUGAAGCCCCUGCGACUUCACUCCUCAUUGCACAGACCACUGCAUCUGUUCCAUCUUGUCAGGAUGCGUCAACUGAUGUAGUCAUGUUAGAUUCUUCAAGGCCCUUACCUGAUGGAAAUAAUGCUUCCAAGUAUAAUUCAAUGAUAUUUGAAGCAUUGUCUACUCUUCAAGAGCCAAAUGGUUCAGAUUCUGGUGCAAUCGCUAAUUAUAUUGAGCAAAGGCAGGAAGUACCACAAAAUUUCAAGAGGGCACUGAGUUCUAGAUUGAGGAGGCUUGUGCAGCAAGAUAAACUUGAAAAGGUUCAGAAUAAUUGCUACAGAAUCAAAAGUAAAACAGAGCUAGACACAAGAAUCCCCAUAGCAAGACCGAGAGAACUGCAGCCCAGACAAGUCCAGAGCAUUGGUUAUCUAGUCAAUACAGUCGAGGAAGCAGCUGUGUCUGCUGCUUAUGAAAUCGCAGAAGCUGAAAACAAAUCAUUUGUUGCUGCUGAAGCAGUGAAAGAGGCGGAAAGGGUUACCAUGAUGGCUGAGGACAUGGAAUCACUCCUCCAGUUCGCUACAGAUUGUCACGACCAAAGUAUGCGAGGCGAAAUUGUUCUGAUGGCAUAGGAUCUAUCUACAGUAGAGAAAUAUCGAUAACUUAUUUCAGAAAUGUGUAAAUAACUAAGCAGUAGUUGUAUUUUUGUAGACGAAGUAUGCGUGCAAUUGUUGUACUAUAACUUAAAUUCAUUUACCAGAAAUGAAAAGAUUCUUCAAGCUCG
Salvia hispanica is the source of this 1273-nucleotide messenger RNA. The record is from RefSeq and is a predicted model, not a curated record. NCBI's taxonomy places the organism in Eukaryota, Viridiplantae, Streptophyta, Magnoliopsida, Lamiales, Lamiaceae.